UUAAGAAACAAAAGGGAAAAUGAAGGGUUAUACAGAGUAGGAGGAACAGGGGAGAGAGAGAGAAAAGAAAGAAGGUUUCUUGGUAGCCACUCCAGGAGGUCGUGGGUUCUGAAUUACACACACCUACCUUCCUGGGGUGGGUUCUUAUUGUACUGAUUCAAAUUCAAGCAAUCUCUACAAAUUUUAAUUUUUGUCUUUUCAAUUUUUUUUUUUUAAUUAUAAAUGGGUUCUCUGCCUCUCCCCACUUGAUUCAGACCUCUCAUGGUUUGAAAUGUUCUUAUUUGAUGGAUACAGCUGCCGGGGUUCCUCCAUUUCCCGGCAGUUUCUUCAGCCAAUGUUUUCAAUUCUUUUUUUAUAGUUCAUUUCUGUAACCUUAGAAAGAAAGGAAACGAUCACGAGGGGUUGGAGAAGAAGAGAGUUUAUGGCAGAAAUGGCGGAUUAUUCGCCGGAAAAGAAGUCCGGUUGUGGAGCUAUGCUUCUAUGCAGUUUCAGACGACGAAGCUUCUGGCCUAGAAGAUCGCAAUCUGCAAACGAGAUACCCACACAGAACACCAAAAACAUUAUGAAGCAGCCUAGCGCCAAUUCAAAGAGGAGACGUGGAGGAUCCGAUGAGGCUGCCUUCCUUGACACCUAUACCUUAUCUGAUCCACCACCAAAGCUUCCAGAUAAGCCGCUAGUCAAAGCUGCCCCUCAUCAUCCCAAGCCAUAUCAGAAUCAUCAAACAAGAAAACCCUCCGAUGGAGCAAUAGUACCUGCAAAUACAUCCACGGCAUUAGCGGCGAAGGUGGUACCAACGACACAACAUGGUAGUGGGCAAGGAAGAAGAGUCCCCAAAGAGGCUAUUGGUCUCUCAGGGGAGCUCGAUAGUAUGAUCGCCGAUCACCAGAGGUCCAAGGGAAGCAACAAUUUGGUUCGAGCUUCGUCAAGCAAUGUUUUUCUCUUUGGCCAUUUAGGGAACAUUAGGCAGCCAGGAGGAACGAACCAAAAUUCAAGUAACCAACAACCACCCCAUUCGAAUUCCACCGCCAACAAUGUUCUCGAUUACCUUCCCAAGACUGCUCGCGAGAAUGGCUCGGGUGGGAGACGCUCAAACGCUGGUGUAAUGGGUAACAUAGUAAGGAGAGGUAGUUUUGAUGACAGCCAACAAGAGCAGCAGCAGCAGGGUUCCCUCUGUCGAGCUCUGUCUAAGAGAUUGGAUCCAGAGGAAUUGAAGGUGAUGGGCAACGAAGAGUACAAGAAGGGUAGGUUUGCAGAAGCCUUAGCAUUGUACGAUCGAGCGAUUCUGCUAGACGCAGAAAAAGCUUCGUAUCGAAGCAACAAGAGCGCGGCUUUGACGGGUAUGGGUCGGCUCCUUGAGGCAGUAUUUGAGUGCAGAGAAGCCAUUAAAAUCGACCCUUCUUACCAAAGAGCUCAUCACCGUUUAGCCACAUUAUAUCUCAGAUUGGGUGAAGCAGAGAAGGCAUUGAAUCACUACAAACGGUCAGGACCAGAAGCCAGCUCUAGCGAUUAUGCAAAAGUUCAAGCAGUACAAACACAUAUCAACAGGUGUAACGAAGCACGGAGGAUACAUGAUUGGCAGACAUUGGUGAAAGAGACCAGAACCGCCAUAUCUUCCGGCGCCGAUUCAGCUCUCCAGGUAUUAGCAAUGCAAGCAGAGGCGCUGUUGAAGCUUCAGAGACAUGAAGACGCGGAUACCACGUUAACGAAUGGACCAGCCUUCGACGUGGAAGCCUGUUCCAAGUUCUUCGGACCCACUACCUACUCUUUUAUAUUGCAGACACAAGCCCAGGUUGACAUGGCCGCCGGCAGGUUUGAGGAUGCGGUGGUGGCUGCUCAACGAGCGGCUCGACUCGAUUCGAGUAAUAGGGAUGUGAGUUCAGUGGUGGGGAAAGCCCGAGCCGUGUCGUCAGCUCGGAACAGUGGGAACGAUCUCUUUAAGGCUUCCAAGUUCUUGGAGGCGUGUGUGGCUUAUGGUGAAGGACUAGAGCAUGAUCCGCUUAACUCAGUCUUGCUCUGUAACAGAGCCGCUUGCCGAUCCAAACUCAGUCAGUUUGAGAAAGCCGUCGAGGAUUGUACCAAUGCUCUCAACCUUCGUCCUUCUUACACCAAAGCCAGGCUACGGCGCGCCGAUAGUUACGCCAAGUUGGAAAGAUGGGAGGCAGCCAUACAAGACUACGAGACUUUGAAAAGAGAAACGCCGGGAAACGAAGAGGUGGGCCGGGCCUUAUUCGAGGCCCAAUUGCAGCUCAAGAAGCGGCGCGGCGAAGAUGUUCAGGGCUUGAUGUUUGGUGCUGACAUCAUCGUCGUCACCAGUAACGAGCGUUUCAGACACUUAGUAACCUCGCCUGGGAUGUCUGUGGUGCUCUUCUGCAACAAAACCAGCGACAAACAAAUAUUACAAACCAUGGAGCAUCUCUGCAAGAGAUACCCUUCCGUCAACUUCCUUAAGGUGGAUGUUGAGGAGCACCCAUUCUUGGCAAAGUCUGAGGGAGUUGGAGUUUCAACGGUACCAACUAUGAAGAUAUACAAGAAUGGGUCAAGGGUCAAGGACAUUCCUGGCAACAACCUUGAAUUGUUAGAGAGUUCUCUUAAAUAUUUUACCACUUGACCUAAACAAAAGAGGAGAGGACAAAGAUGGAAACAAAGAGAAUCUCUUCAAUUUGUGGAUUUCCCUAAUCCCUCCCUCUUCCUUCAUAUCACAAAUGAAUGAAUAUAUGAGAAAGAGAGACACAAAAGAAAAGAGAAGAAAAGAGGCUCAGACAAGCAGAGAUCAAAUCACAAAAGCUUGUAAUAAUGUAAACGAAAGACCCACCAAGAACAGAUUAGAGAAAAGGGGUUGAUCGCGAUUUGCCUAAUUGCCUUUUAAUGGUAACAAAUCAGAUCUGUUGAAAUUGCAUUUGGAGAGCAAGGCAGUAAGAGAGGAGGCAUUCAUUACAUAUGAUCAUUGAGAUUGAGUUUGUGAUUAAAAUUGAAGGAAGACAAAAUUGGAGGGAAGGGUGGUUUUGUAAUUUGUGCUACUUUUUUAUUUUUCUUUUUCUUUUUGUUUUUUUGUUUUUCUGUUUUUCUGUUUUUCUGUUUUUCUGUUUUUUGUUUUUUCUUCUUUAAGAAAUGUAUUCAUGUA
Molecule: messenger RNA, 3121 nt
Organism: Macadamia integrifolia
Lineage: Eukaryota; Viridiplantae; Streptophyta; Magnoliopsida; Proteales; Proteaceae
Product: inactive TPR repeat-containing thioredoxin TTL3-like
Exons: 6
Coding region: 422-2608 (728 amino acids)
Cellular component (GO): cytoplasm
Molecular function (GO): protein binding
Source: RefSeq, a predicted model, not a curated record